Messenger RNA from Fusarium vanettenii 77-13-4, 1965 nucleotides. RefSeq lists its product as uncharacterized. The transcript is spliced from 4 exons. NCBI's taxonomy places the organism in Eukaryota, Fungi, Ascomycota, Sordariomycetes, Hypocreales, Nectriaceae. Gene Ontology annotation, biological process: positive regulation of transcription by RNA polymerase II. The coding region runs from base 1 to 1965 and encodes 654 amino acids. Gene Ontology annotation, molecular function: DNA-binding transcription factor activity, RNA polymerase II-specific; zinc ion binding; transcription cis-regulatory region binding. The record is from RefSeq and is a predicted model, not a curated record. Gene Ontology annotation, cellular component: nucleus.
AUGUUUAUCAGUCCUCCCGCCCCCGAUCCCGGCCUUGGCCCAAGCCCCCCGCUGAUAACAAUGAUCUUCCUCGGCCAUUCUGAUGAGCAUCUUCCCUCCAACGUCAGCUCACCCUACACCUUACACAGGUCUUUCUUGCGUCUUUCAACAAAUGCGAGCAUGAUGCAAACACAAAGGCCCACAUCUCGGUCGCGAAGAUCAACGACACGCACAACUAGAGGCUGCCAGACUUGUCGACGGCGACAUGUAAAGUGCGACGAUGCCAGCGUGCAGCCCUCGACUGCACCUACAAGCCUCAGCUCAAAUGGCCACGACAGGGUGCGAGGAUGGGCAACAACCGCUCUCGGCGGCGGCACCGAGCACGAAACGAGGCGUCAUCGCCUGCGAUUCGAGACCUUCUCGACCGAUGUCUACAGCAACCAUCACUUUGCAAGCUGCAUUGAUCUUGAAAUGAAUCAAUCCUCGAGCGACAGCAUUGUGAGCAUUUCCCAAGGUGACACAAACCCCAUGUACGGUUCGUCAGCCAUGGAAUCAGAGGAAGAAACACAGCUAGUGACUUAUUGGAACACGGAACGCUCUAGUCUCGUUCAGGUUCUGGACGAAGGAGAAAUCACGCCUGAUGAUAGCGCAUCACUCGUGCCGAUACCGUCCAAGACAUGCUCCCUUUCCAUCUCAUCGCCGGGCGACCCAUAUCAGCUUCCGAAUAUGACAAGCGAGGACGGCAUGCUCUUCCGAUACUAUGUUGCCGAAAUGUGCCCUCGGUGCAUUGUCAGGAAUGGUUACAACGAGAACUACCGUCAGGUCGUCCUCCCACUGGUCGACAAAUCCAAAAUCCUGCUGAGAGCCAUUCUGGCCUUCACGGCCAACCGCGUCAAGUUGCAAGAUGACCGCUUCCAGACUAUUGCCCUUCGUCACCAGGCAGCAGUGCUACAAGGCUUGCAACAAUCGCUCAGCACCAAGAAGCGGACCUCCUUCUCAAGACUGGAGAUACUGAGCACGAUCCUCAUGCUAUGCUUCUAUGAGAUUUACAACCCAGGAUCAAGCCCUACAGACUCGCAUGGCUUGCCCACAAGAGCCUGGAUGACGCAUUCAGGAGGUGUCCGCCGGCUGUUGGACCUCGGCCUGCUGGAAUCCCACGACUCUCACUACGAGAAGGCUAUCGUGUCUUUUCUCAGUCAGUAUUUUGCUUCGCGUAGCGUACUCGCCUUUACUUCCUUGUCGCCACUAGAGGAUCAGAGUGAGGUUGUUGACCAUGCUCAGUACUGGCUCGGCAUGACUGACAGGCCAACCGAGGAGAUCAAUCCGUUUGCUGGAUGCUCCAAUGAGAUGCUCAAAUCGAUCUUGGUCAUCACAUGGCGGGUGAGACAAGUAGGACAAUCGCUAUCGCAACCACCACCAUCAUGUUUACAGCAGACUUGGGCCAACAUGACGGCACAGAAACUCUUAUCCAUGGACCAACUUGCACCUGUAGAGAAUAGAAAUGGCAAUGCAAUCGCGGGAUUGCUAGGCCGGCACUCGGACCGGAUGGUGACGACCCUUCUGGAAAAGACAUCUGAAGCCUUCCGUUGGGCCGCUGUGCUGCUGCUGGGGAACCUGUACCCUGAAUCGGAUCCCACAGCUCAUGCGCAAACUGGAACGUGCCUGGGUCGGCUGGAUGAGAUCCUAGAUUCUGGUCUUGCUGUCCCGCAACGCGGCGCACUUGGCUCUUCCAGCUAUGUGUGGCCGUACUUUGUCGCAGGAUGCCACUUGCAAACCCUGGAUCAGAAUGCUUCACUGGGACAGCGGAUCAGAAGGCUCUUGACACGCAACCGGUCCGGCGACACAACGUCGCGUCAGAUUCUCCACGUGCUCGAGGAGAUGUGGUCCCUCCUGCCUGGGCACAGGGCUACAGCAUGCACCAAUGGAGAUAGUUUCUUGUGGAGGAGCGCCAUGUUGAGUAGUCACCAAGUACUCGAAUGGGUGUGA